UUGGUUGUAUACAGACUAUACAUAAAUAAACAGAUUAUAACGGCUAUAACUGUCAUGGAAGUAAACAGAUGAAUGUCAUUUUUGGUCAAUUGAAUACAUGCGGCCAUUACGAUCUUUCAAUAUUUUAGUUAUUGUGCAGAAAUUGUAAGAUAAAAUGAUGUGAUACUUUAUAAAAUAAAUAGCUGAGUGUUACAUAGUUAAAUGAGAAAAAAGUUUUACCGCAAAAUAUUUUGUAAUUUAAGAGUUUUACUCUAAAAUGUGCAGUUUGUCUAUGUUCCAAAUUAGUGAAAUAUAAGGGCUUUGAUGAGGAUUGCAACUAAAAAUAGAUAUAUACAUACAAACAUUAUAAAUCAAUAACUUAAAUAUCAAUACUAGCAAGUUAAGUUACUGCGCUGCUGCGCUUCUGCGCGCUGACACCUGUGGAUAUAGGGCGCAUUGUAAACCUAAUCAAUAAACAUUGGUAGUCUUACCUGGAAUUAGGAUAUCAUAGUAGACUUUUAAAAUAAAAUAGUGAAAUCGUAGAGUUAUUCUUUAUAGUUCGGUUUAGUAGAAGUUAAUUACAAAUAAUGGUCAAUAUCCAUGCCCAAUUUGAUUAAGUGUUGAAAUUGAAUUGAAUGAGUUUUAAAUAUUAAUUUCUAAAUUUACGCAUUCACAAAUAUGAAUCUACCAAAUUUAUCGAUGAUUGAUUAUGGUAUCUUUAUACAUGUCACAUUUCUAAUUUCCAUCUUUGAUAUAUACUUUAAAUCUCCGGUUGUCAAAGAUGUUUUACCUUUUGAACCAAUCCAUGAGCCAACAUCGGAUCGACUUGUGCUUUUUGUGGUGGAUGGUCUACGUGCUGAGUCCUUUGUAAAUCACACAACUAUGCCUUAUCUUAGGUCCAUUGCUAACUCAGAGGGAAGAUGGGGAAUAUCUCACACUCGAGUUCCAACAGAAUCCCGGCCUGGACAUGUUGCUAUCAUUGCUGGUUUCUAUGAAGACCCCUCAGCUGUUACCCAAGGGUGGAAGGAUAAUCCUGUUGAUUUUGAUUCAGUAUUCAACAGAACAAGAUAUACAUGGUCUUGGGGAGCUUAUGAUAUAGUUGAUAUCUUUACUAAAGGAACUGUUGAUGGACACAUUUAUGUCACCAAAUUUGAUCCAUAUGAUAAGACAUUUAGUGCAGAUAAAAGUACCAUGUUGCUGGAUGAGUGGGUAUUCCGACAUGUUCGAGACUUUUUUGAUACUGCAGAGAAUGAUGCAGCCAUGAAGAAGAAACUACAUACUGAUAAAAUAGUAUUGUUUUUGCAUUUAUUAGGCACUGACACCUCCGGUCAUACUGAUAAACCGAGAUCACAAAAUUUCUAUCGCACAGUAGAGCAUGUAGACGAGAAUAUUAAAGACAUAGAAGAAAUGAUCAGGAAAUUUUACAAAAAUGAUGGUAAAAGUACCUUUCUAAUGACUUCUGACCAUGGAAUGACAAAUUGGGGUUCCCAUGGUACUGGAGAUGACCAUGAGACUCAAACACCAUAUGUGUUGUGGGGAGCAGGUGUGCAACAAGUUAAACAUUUGACUAAUGAAAGGCAAACUAAAAACAUGUCCUCGGAACAUAGAUAUGACAUAGAACAAGCAGAUUUAGCUCCAUUGAUGUCUACUUUUCUAUCAAUUCCAGUUCCAGUUAAUUCUGUUGGUAAACUUCCAGUUGAUCUUCUAAACAUGUCAUUGCCGAAUAGAGCCAAAGCAAUGUACAGCAACAGCAGGCAGCUUUUGUCUCAGUAUAUUAAAAAGAAACAAGAUGUUGAAGAUCAUGUUAUAAACGCAUUGUACAAACCAUACAAACCAUUGAACUCGGAGAAAAUUGAGGAAAUUACAACAUUCUCAGAAAAAUUACUAAAUGAACAUCAAUAUGAAGAAUUAAUUUUAUUCAGUGAGGAAGUCAUGAAUUUGAGUUUAUCUGGUCUAAAUUAUUAUCACAACUAUUACCAGAAACCUUUAUUGAUUGCAAUUACAUUGUCUUUCCUCGGCUGGAUAGUUUGCUUGCUCAAUAUAUUAUUGACGGACAAUGUUUGUGCUAUGAUGGAAAUUUAUAAACUGAAGUGUGUCAAGUCUAAGGAAACUAAUAAAUUAAAAUUUUUCACUAAAUGUGUUACAGCAGUAUUAUACAUUGUGACUAUAAGUCUCAUUUAUGUGCAAAACUUACCAUAUCUAUAUUAUUUAUUUUUCCUAACGCCGAUCACUCUAUGGACAAAUGCUUUGAAGUGUUUAAAUCUUUGGGUCUAUACGCUUACACUUAUUCGUAUGUACAGAGGUGUUUUGGAUACAAUAAUUGAAAUUUGUUGUUAUGCGCUUGGAUGUUUGGCGAUGGGCUUAUCACUUACCCACAGAUGGAUGUUGAGCAUUCCACUAAUUGGUAUGGGCUUUUGGCCAUGUUUUUCUUCAUCACGUAAUCUAGUAUCUAAGCCGUUACAUGCUUGUUGGAUGUUCGGAUGCAUGUUGCUAAGCAUGUUUUCAUUCAUGCCAGUUGUGGGACGUGCGGUUUCCAUUGAAUUGGUUUUGAUAGCUGGAUUAUUAUGGAUGUUGGCAAUGUUGUUGUUUACAUUUCUUUGGAAGGACAGUCGGACAAAUAGAAGGGAUAUUAUAAUAACUACAACCCAGACAAUCAUAAUGGGCCUAUCUCUUUAUAUCAUUUUAAUACAAGGCAGACGAUAUCAACACAGAUUUGCACUUUUGGGCUAUCUUCAAACUGUAUGUUGGAUUAUAUUAGUGGCUAUGUUGCUCCUGCCGUUUGGACAUACUCGUCGAAUGAGCAGUCGUCUGCUGGGCGUCAACACAUCGGUCGUCAACAUCUACCUGCUCCUAUCUGUCGCACACGAAGCUCUCUUUAUUGUUGUUUUGAUAUUUAAUAUCACUUGUUGGAUGAUCAUCGAAUUCAAAUUCCUCAAUUUGAAUAAUGUUAAGUUAACCGAUUAUACAUUUUCAAAAGAAAGCGAUGAAUUGGAGACCACUAUAUCGCCAGCUUAUCGAACUCUCACCAGCAAUGAUUUCCGAAGAGCAUUUUUCUUUACAAUGUACAUUUUCCUUGCGUUCUUCGGUACUGGAAACAUCGCUUCUUUGAAUUCAUUUGAAAUACGCUGGGUGAUAUGUUUUACGACUUCGUAUCAGCCGUUUAUCAUCACAGGUCUUGUGUUCUUGAAGACAUUGAUGCCUUUCUUGUGCGUUGGAUGCACAUUCAAAGCGGUUCAGCAUAUUACAAAGGCGACCUCCGAGUAUUUGGUUACAAUUGUGUUGAUUUACUCCAACAUAAUGGGUGUCCAAUUACUUUACUACGUUAAGAACACAGGCAGCUGGUUGGAAAUAGGCACUUCCAUAUCACAAUUCGUUAUUGUACAAAUUAUAACAGUUUUUAUUGUUGCUAUUAAUAUAUUCUCUAAAAUAUGGACGGAGGAGGAUUUCUACAGCUUUGCUUUUAAAAUAUUUAGAAGCAGAAAGAAGAAUGCUUAAAUGUUUUUUCUUUGUAAGUUAUGUAAUGGUUAAUUUAUUUAUUUUUUAAUAUUACGAGAAUCAUUAUAAUAAUAAUGAUUCACGACUGGCGCCAUUUUAUGACUGAUUUAUUUGUACUGUUAUCGUAUUUAUGCGUUUUACAAGUUUAUUCAUACUAAGAAUUACAGGUAUUCUACUAUAUUUAUGGCCAAAGGCCAUUUUAUUUGAAAAAAUUGUAAAAAAUUAUAAUAUUUUUAUAGAAUUUGGUCGAUUUAUCAUUAUCAUUCACUAAAAUAACAAAUUGAACUAUGAAAAUUUAUUUAAAGUUAAACCAUCAGUAUUAAAUGAAUGCACAUAAAAACGCUUGCGAAAUAUACAAGAUGAACGAUGUUUAAUAUUCAAUAUUAUCAGAUCAAGAUACCACAUUCCUUCUAGUCAUUAAGUACAUAAAAUAUAAUAAAUAAUAGUUAAGUAGUCACUGUUGCAUAUUAGUAUUAUAUUACUGAUUUUAAAGUAGACGUCGUAGUCAAAGCAUUUUACCUUCAAUACAAAUAAUAUAAAUGAAUCACAAUUUUAG
This is a messenger RNA of Papilio xuthus (Asian swallowtail), 4030 nucleotides long. It is a transcript of the gene PIG-N, whose product is annotated as Phosphatidylinositol glycan anchor biosynthesis class N. Gene Ontology annotation, cellular component: endoplasmic reticulum membrane. Gene Ontology annotation, molecular function: mannose-ethanolamine phosphotransferase activity. Lineage: Eukaryota; Metazoa; Arthropoda; Insecta; Lepidoptera; Papilionidae. Gene Ontology annotation, biological process: GPI anchor biosynthetic process. The coding region runs from base 658 to 3474 and encodes 938 amino acids. The transcript is spliced from 12 exons. The record is from RefSeq and is a predicted model, not a curated record.